UAAUUUAAAGGCGUGGGAAAUUAGCAGCCGCGGAGAAGCUCUCUCUUUCCUUUCCUGUACUAAAAAGUCACAGUUAUUUUUCUGCGGAAGCUCUCUUUUGGCUCUGCUGGCCGAGGCAAAGUAGCGGCGGCGGUGCAAUGUUGACGGCGGCGGUAUGAGCAAAAUGCCAGUGGUUUCGGUAGCUGAUCUGGGGCCCGCAUUGCCCAUCCACUUCUGAUCUGAUUCUGUACCUCGAUCCCUCAAUUUUCAAAGCUUCUCUCAGAGAUUAGGCAGCGUGAUCCAUUGAAAUGUCAUUCAAGAGCAUUAUAAAGGAGCUGAAAGAUGGAAUCGGCAGCAUGUCUAGGAGAGGUGCUGAGGGGAAGCACUGGCGAAAUCGGACCAGAUCGUUUGUAGCUCCUGAUAUGGCUACGCAUUCUACACCGAGUGAGCAAGGGCAGUGGGCGAGUUUACCCCCGGAAUUGCUGUUGGAUAUCAUCAGGAGAGUCGAAGAGAGCGAGACGGCUUGGCCUGCUAGGACAGUCGUCGUGUUUUGUGCAUCAGUCUGUAGAUCGUGGAGGGAUGUUACCAAGGAGAUUGUAAAAACUCUUGAGGAAUGUGGGAGGCUCACCUUUCCCAUUUCAUUGAAGCAGCCGGGGCCCCGAGAUGCUCCUAUCCAAUGCUAUAUCAAGAGGGAUAGGACGACUUCCACAUACCGCUUAUAUUUUGGUCUUACCCCAUCGGAGAACGAGCUUGAUAAAUUAUUAUUGGCAGCCAAAAAGAUGAGAAGGGCGACGAGCACAGACUUUGUGAUUUCUUUUGUUGCAGAUGACUUCUCGCGAGCCAGCAACACAUAUGUUGGAAAACUCAGGUCGAAUUUUCUGGGGACCAAGUUCACCAUAUGCGAUGGCCAAACACCAAGCGACGGUGCUGUUCGGCAUGUAACCCGGCAGAGUCGCAGAUUUAGUUCCAAUCAAGUAUCUCCGAAGCUCCCCGCAUAUAACUACAGUGUAGCCACACUUUCCUACGAACUGAAUGUUCUUCGCACGAGAGGACCUAGAAGGAUGAACUGUGUGAUGAACUCGAUUCCCGUCUCCUCCAUUCAGGAGGGGGGCACUGCCCCGACACCUACAUCAUUCCCCCCAUGUAUGGAGGAGAGAUCUUCCGACACAAAGGAGAAGGAACCGAUGCUAUCGUUUAGCUCUCCGAACCUCUCCAUCUCACUGAAGCCAACUCCAAACACUGAACCCGCGCUGGUUCUUAAAAACAAGGCUCCGAGAUGGCACGAGCAGUUGCAGUGCUGGUGCCUGAAUUUCAAAGGCCGCGUGACAGUAGCAUCGGUUAAAAAUUUCCAGCUCGUGGCGGCUGUCGAUCCUUCGGUUGAUGUACUAGUUGCAGAGCAGGAAAAGGUAAUUCUGCAGUUUGGAAAGAUCGGAAAGGAUAUCUUCACCAUGGAUUACCGCUACCCUCUCUCUGCGUUUCAAGCUUUUGCGAUUUGCUUGAGCAGCUUCGACACCAAACCGGCGUGCGAGUGAAGUUGAAAGGGGCCUCGGCUCAUCGCUUUGGCUAUCGUAGGCACAUAAUGUUGUUUAAAGUUGAUAUUUUGAAUCACAUUUUGGAGUUUAAUACUAAAGUUUCCCUCAUUAACUCUCA
This is a messenger RNA of Salvia miltiorrhiza (redroot sage), 1629 nucleotides long. RefSeq names its product tubby-like F-box protein 5. The transcript has 5 exons. The coding region runs from base 288 to 1511 and encodes 407 amino acids. Gene Ontology annotation, molecular function: protein binding. Lineage: Eukaryota; Viridiplantae; Streptophyta; Magnoliopsida; Lamiales; Lamiaceae. The record is from RefSeq and is a predicted model, not a curated record.